ACAGGUAUAAAAAGAAAGGUUUUAAACCAGUAGGAUAACAGUUCCCCAGCAAGAGCAGCAGCAGCACAGAGAGACAAAAUGACCUCCACCGGCAUGAACAUGAACGGCAGAAUCACCUUCUACGAGGACAGGAACUUCCAGGGUCGUUCCUAUGAGUGCAGCAGCGACUGCCCUGACAUGUCCUCCUACCUAAGCCGCUGCCAGUCCUGCAGGGUUGAGAGUGGCUGCUUCAUGGUGUACGACCGCCCCAACUACAUGGGAAACCAGUGGUUCAUGAAGAGGGGAGAGUAUUCUGACUACCAGCGCAUGAUGGGAAUGACCGACAUCAGGUCCUGCCGCAUGAUCCCCAUGCACAGAGGAUCUUUCAGGAUGAGGAUCUACGAGAGGGAGAACUUUGGAGGUCAGAUGCACGAGAUGAUGGACGACUGUGACAGCAUCAUGGAUCGUUACCGCAUGAACAACUGCAUGUCCUGCAACGUUAUGGACGGCCACUGGCUCAUGUAUGAGCAGCCCCAGUACAGAGGCAGGAUGAUGUACAUGAGGCCUGGAGAGUACAGAAACUUCAGUCAGAUGGGCUCUAUGGGUAGGCUCAUGAGCAUGAGGCGUAUCAACGAGUCCUGUUACUAGAUAUUGCUUUUUACUGAUGUAAAUAAGAGAAGCCAUUGAAUAAAAUGUCUGUUUGAAAAAAGCCUAAA
Messenger RNA from Salmo salar (Atlantic salmon), 695 nucleotides. Its product is annotated as gamma-crystallin M2. NCBI's taxonomy places the organism in Eukaryota, Metazoa, Chordata, Actinopteri, Salmoniformes, Salmonidae. Gene Ontology annotation, biological process: lens development in camera-type eye; visual perception. Gene Ontology annotation, molecular function: structural constituent of eye lens. The record is from RefSeq and is a predicted model, not a curated record.